Helianthus annuus (common sunflower) is the source of this 1273-nucleotide messenger RNA. Its product is annotated as bifunctional L-3-cyanoalanine synthase/cysteine synthase 1, mitochondrial. Gene Ontology annotation, cellular component: cytoplasm. NCBI's taxonomy places the organism in Eukaryota, Viridiplantae, Streptophyta, Magnoliopsida, Asterales, Asteraceae. The coding region runs from base 82 to 1188 and encodes 368 amino acids. The transcript has 10 exons. The record is from RefSeq and is a predicted model, not a curated record. Gene Ontology annotation, molecular function: cysteine synthase activity.
UUCUUCAACUACUCAAACUCUCUCACUGUAACUCCUUAACUUGCAUUUAGUACUUUCUCUCUCUAAAAUAAUCCACCAUUAAUGGCGGCAUUAGCAAAGCUCUUAUUUAAAAGAAGAAACAUAUUCAUCUCCGGCGAGAAUUUGAUCGGAGCUAAGUUGUAUACAUCUCAACCGUCGUUCGCUCAGAGAAUCAGAGAUCUGCCGAAAACUCUUCCCGGAACUAAUAUUAAAAAAGAUGCCUCUCAGAUAAUUGGAAAAACACCCCUUGUAUAUCUGAACAAAGUCACAGAGGGUUGUGGGGCUUAUGUAGCAGUCAAGCAAGAAAUGUUUCAACCAACUUCUAGCAUCAAAGACAGGCCGGCCCUUUCUAUGAUGAACGACGCCGAAGAGAAAAAACUAAUCACACCCGGAAAGACGGUGUUGAUUGAGCCGACUUCGGGGAACAUGGGGAUUAGUAUGGCAUUCAUGGCUGCUUUAAAAGGGUACAAGAUGGUGUUGACAAUGCCCUCAUACACAAGCUUAGAAAGAAGGGUAACAAUGCGAGCGUUUGGAGCCGAAUUGAUCCUAACCGACCCUGCUAAAGGGAUGGGAGGUACCGUUAAGAAAGCAUACGAUCUUUUGGAGAAAACACCCGACGCUUUCAUGCUUCAACAGUUUUCAAACCCUGCAAACUCUAAGGUGCAUUUUGAGACGACAGGACCGGAGAUCUGGGACGACACCAACGGUAAAGUCGACAUCUUUGUGAUGGGAAUAGGUAGCGGAGGCACUGUAUCUGGUGUUGGACGGUAUCUUAAAUCAAAAAAUCCUGAUGUUAAGAUUUAUGGACUCGAGCCCGAAGAAAGCAAUGUACUAAAUGGUGGCAAACCUGGACCUCAUCAAAUAACAGGAAACGGGGUCGGAUUUAAACCCGAUAUCUUGGACAUGGAUAUAAUGGAGGAGGUUCUUAUGGUGUCUAGUGAAGACGCCGUAAACAUGGCUAGAGAAUUGGCAGUGAAAGAAGGACUAAUGGUUGGAAUAUCAUCAGGAGCAAAUACUGUUGCUGCAUUAAGACUUGCUCAAAGGCCAGAAAACAAAGGCAAACUUAUUGUGACUAUUCAUGCAAGUUUUGGAGAGAGGUAUUUAUCAUCUGUCUUAUUUGAGAAACUGAGGAAAGAGGCUGAAGAAAUGCAACCAGUUUCAGUUGAAUAGUGAUUUUUUUUAAUAGUAAGAAUAAAUGUAAUGUUUAUUCACUGUAUUUUCAAACUUUAUAAUAAAAUUUGGCUGUUAAAUUGUA